Messenger RNA from Tribolium castaneum (red flour beetle), 1982 nucleotides. RefSeq lists its product as uncharacterized. Bases 92 to 1879 code for a protein of 595 amino acids. Lineage: Eukaryota; Metazoa; Arthropoda; Insecta; Coleoptera; Tenebrionidae. The transcript is spliced from 7 exons. The record is from RefSeq and is a predicted model, not a curated record.
ACACAGGGGUGCUGUUCUCAUCGCGUUAGCGUUAUUGUGGUGUUGGUCAAUAACUUUAUUAGAUCAAUGUUUUGUUGCCGAGUUAAUCAAAAUGAGUCAAACAUCAAGAACUGGCUUAAUCGCAAGCCCCACUAAAAAAAUAUACAGGUCACAAAAAGUUUCAACAAUUCAACUGCGAGCAUUUGCACGCCCUGCACCCUUCGUCCUUAAGCCCUUUGCAGGACUUUACAACCCUUAUCCGUACGGUUGUUCCCUUCUUUGCAACCACCCAACGGACAGCGAAGCAAAAGAAUUACUAAAAAGAGUGAAAGACUCAUGGGCCACUGAAGGCAAAAACUUGCUAUUGACCGAAGAGAUUGAAGCAAUCAGAGCUGGAUUCGAAAAUUUCCAGCCUCUAGAAAAAAACGUAAAACACGUGCAAAUAAACGCCCUUGAUAGCGUUCCUGAGGAAUUAUUCAGACGUUACACAGAGACGGACUCGAGGCCUUUAACCCCCGCCCCCACAUUAGCAAGCGCCGCAACCAGAGCCUCGGGAUCUAGACGCUGUGUCACGCCAGACCCCGCCCCCACCAAUCAAAUUCGAGAAAAGACACUCCUCAUUUUGGACUUGAGGCGGAGCCACAGCCAGGAGACGCUGUCAUGGCACGGGAGCUCUUCCUUGCAAGAACCGCCGAUUAUACGCAUACAGCGCGUCCCCACACGGAUUGGGAGCUUCGACGAAAGCGCCUCACCUAAAGCCAAGUCCCCGACCCACCUAUUGACCCACCCGAACGCGUCAAGGUCAUCGACCCCGAGCUCGGUCAAGGCCCUCAAAAAGAAAAACAAGGAAGUGGAGGAGCCCCCCAUUAAGGAGAAACAAGAGGAAAAGAAGUCGGACGAUGAAGAGGAGGCAGAGGACGAGUUUAUCAAGCGCAGAGGGAAGAAAAGGCGCAAGAAGCGGGAAGGCUCUGGGGCACCGGCUUUCCAGACCUCAGUGGACCCGGAAACACAGGUCGCUACGAUUGGUCCCGACUCACACAACCCCAGUGCUCGCCCUUCUCUAGUCCCAGCUACUCCCGAAGAAACUCUAGAGGUUCCCGAAUCGGGGAAAAGGUCCGCCAGGCCCUCAAAAUGCUGGGAUAUUGACUCGUUCCUAGACGUCGAAAUUUUGAAACAAUUAAGGCGCGAGUUGGACGAGGAAGUUAUUGAUAAUGAAUUCAACCAGAAACGACGAACGGCUCUACAAGAAGCGUUAAAAACCAUCCCGAAGGACAAAAUAAAUUGCGAGGCCUUGAUUAAGGUCCAAAACGAAUUAAAAUUGCCUCCUGUUAACACAGAACUUUGGCUGUCUCUACCGCGGGUUUUUUCGCGCUCUAGUGCCCGCUUUGAGCUGCCUCUGGACAGCAGAACGCUGGAAACCAUGACACCGCUACAGUACAUCCAAAACAAUGUCAGUAUCACGAGCCCUAGGAAACUGUUGUAUAAUUGCAUUUUCAACAAGUUCAAAAUCGACGAGCUUGAGGCGACCAGUGAAAGAAAGAUUCGAGGAAAAGACAUCCAGAGUGCGCUGAAUUUGAUGAUGGGUAAAGCAAUGACGCAGAAACAAGCGACGUACAUUCGCGAUUUGAUUGGCUGGAGGGACGAUGACGUCAUGGAUUUUAAAACGUUUUGCGGUUUGUGCGCCCUCUGUGAACGCCUAUUGGCUCCUGAGUACUGUGCGCAGUUGCCAGACCGCAAGAGCGAUCCUUGUCACGAAGUAAUAUCGCGUUGUUUUGUUUCGAGUAGUGUUUGCUUGUUUCAGAUUGAAACCGCCGAUUUUGAAGCGCUAACAAGGAAAUUACAUGGGAAAAAGGUGGACAAGAACUUGGUGGAGAUCCUGCAAGGGAUUAAGACUCGCUAGGAUUUUUAUUAACUUUUGAGUCUAUAAACGUGACUUUAAUGCAAUAUGUACAACAUUGACAUCUAAUAACUUAAAACUAACUUAAAGAGGUAAUCAAUAUCUA